AUGGCAACUGCACAGCAAAUGCCCCCGGGGCCCCGGUCCGCCCGGCUAGCCGACGACGCCGCGACCGCAGCAUUAUAUGCGACACAGCCUCGACGCAAGGCACCUGUUCGUGAUGCCCCCGUAUCCGAUAACAAACACUUGAAUACACGAGCAACACGCGCUACCACCGACCUGAGCCAUGCCUCCGCCGCAUCUGCCCUGGCGCAUGCGAAUCAGAAACCGAUCGAAAUAUGGCGCCCGGGUCGACUCACCGAUGCCGAGAAGGCCGCGUCCCACGUGAAGGAUUUCUCUCCUCCCCAGAUUCCCCAGAAGAGUACCCAAUACAGCGCAGAAGGGUUGGGUGCAGCCAUCCUUGCUGUGCGGGAGCAGAGAGCCAUGACCGGCCAGUCGCCCAAUCAACAGGCCACCACCCAGCAUGAUACUUCACGAUCGGACCAUAACCAGGAUAAGGCGCUUCGCGCGGCCACCGGUGCAUAUGCGGCCCGCCAAAGGGCGGACUCUGCACCUAUUGAACCGGUCAUUACCACAGAUUCGGAUUGGGCGCUCUCUGCUGCUGGGAUAUCGCACCGCGCUCAGAGAGAAAGCGAAGGCCCCCUGGCCCACCUUGAUAACGCGAUGGAACAGAGCCGGAUCACUCAUGCAAAGACCAAUGCUCGUCUCUACACAUCCUCCCCGCCCGUUUCGAGUGAAGUUCAAGAGCGCAAUCGCAGAAACUCGCUCCAUGCUGCGGCUCUCGUCAUGGCGAGGGACAUGUAUGAUAUCACUGGCCCGACUGGCGAGGCCCCCAAUAUGGACCACGCCGUAUCUGCAGCGCAAAAGGGUCAGAGUCAACUACAAGCACGAAAGACCGUCAGCGGAGCGACUGGAUCAGCUGGCCGACGGGCCUUGAUUCUGCAGGAAGCGGCGCAAAAGCGGGCCGCAGAGAAGCUGGCUCGCAUGCGAGAUGAGCAUGCCGAGAUGCAGCAGUAUUAUGGCACCGCCCCUCAGCCUCAACGGUCGCUUUUGUCUGCCCGACGAAAGAGAACCUCCAGUGACGCAGACGAAACCCAAGUAGACGCAGAACAGUCAAGGCAGAUUCAUAAACAGAUGUUCAGCUUGCGAAACAAAAUGAAUAAAGUCGAUGAAAAACGACAAAAGGAUCGUGACUUGCUAAUGGAAGCAGCCCGUCGAAACGUCGACGCUCAAAUCCACGACAUGGAAAUGAAAGUAUACGCCGACACUGGCCGAGCACCACCUUCCAUCCAAAAACAAUGGGAUGAGGCAGCCAGUGAGAAAGUUCGUCGGGAAGCGGAGGCUGCAGAAGCCAAGAGCGUUCCUGCCGAUCGGGUCAACAUCGGUGCAUCGCGGUACAUGGACAUGGCUGAUGUCGAGGCCGUUGCACGUACCCGCGUUCAACCAGCGCUGGAUGAGAUCACGGACCAAGCUGAGCGUCGAAGAGCUGAAGAGCUGGAGGCGCGUCUCGACGCAGAGGAGCAACAGCGGCAAGCUGCAAUCCAGAGAGAGCGCGAAGCGAGUUUGACUCGAGCUGAACAUCGAGACGGUGUUUCAGAGAAGCGGGGGAGCAAGGGACUUAAGUUCUUCUCAUGGAAGCGGAAGAGCAAGCAACCGCAUGAGGAGAAGGCAGAUGUCAACAAAGAGGCAGCAGCUCAUGAGGCGGCGGCUGAUGAACGGCCCACUGAAGAGGCCCAAGUGGCCCAAGGGGCCGUGGCUGCGCCCGAGACUAAAGAAGCUCCUGCUGCUGCCCCCGAAGUUCGUGAGCCUGCUGUCGCCGCUGCUCCAGAGCCUGCUGUCACUGCUGCUCCACAGCCUGCAGUCGUCGCUGCCCACGAGCCUGUCGCCGUUGCUCCAGAGCCUGCCGUCGUCGCUGCCCACGAGCCUGCCGUCGCCGCUGCUCCGGAGCCUAAGGACAAAGCCAAACCAGAGGAGGCCGCCGAAUCCGCUCCAAGCGAGGCUAUUCGACAGGACAGUGGUAUGCCCUCCACAUCUGGUAUGACAAAUCUGGAGGGCGCUGCUCCUAUCUCUCCCCCCGUCAAUCUCACAUACGAGCCUGCUCAGGACGAUGAUCGUCCCAGUAUGCUGAGGUCUCAGACAGGACCACGCGACGCUGCUGCCACCGGUGGAGUCUCCACCUUGCACAAAAAUCAGGCCAUUACCAGCCCACGCGCCGACUCGAAGCUUAAGACCUGGUUCCGCGAUAGACUCAUUCGUCGCACAAGCGAACCCCAACCCCUGUACCCCCACCAGCCCGGUCCGGAAUACAGUGACAGCGAGUCCGCGUUCACCGGGGGAGCUGCUCUCACUGGGAGAAUCGAGCCUCGCGGGGCAGCGCUAAGCUCGCACCCCGUUAGCACCGAAGACCUCGAGUCCGAGCACGGUGAAUAUGAGGGCGCAACCGAGGAGUCUACCAACAACCCGCAGGUUGCGCAAAAUGGCAAUUCCAAUGAGACCAGCAAGAGACAUCGUCUUCGCAGGAGUUGGCUGAAAACCGUUUCACGCAACUCACAAGAGCUGAAGACUAACGGUACUGAACACCCGAAUCAGAGCUCCGAAGCCGUUCCUACUAGCGAGUUGCGGGGAUUGCGUGACAGUGCCGUCGAACAAGGUCUGCCCGCGCCACCAGUUCUCGGCGAUUCCCUAAGUAUUCGCCGUGAAUCGAGAUUCUCCGAGGAUCUAUGA
Molecule: messenger RNA, 2676 nt
Organism: Penicillium brasilianum
Lineage: Eukaryota; Fungi; Ascomycota; Eurotiomycetes; Eurotiales; Aspergillaceae
Source: the annotation of a GenBank genome assembly